AUGGGGUCAAUACAGCAGAAGUCGCAUUUCAAGAAACUGCAACAAUUCAAGGCAAAUUAUGCCGACGCCACGUUCACUCAGUAUGAAUCGCAGCGAACAGGUCUUCGGGUGGUGGUAGUCGAUCGAAAGGGUCCCAAAGUAUACGGCAACUUUGCAGUGGCCACAGAGAUUCACGAUGAUUCGGGUGCACCGCAUACCCUUGAGCAUCUCUGCUUCAUGGGCUCGCGGAAAUACCCUUUCAAGGGUGUACUAGACAAGAUUGCCACCCGAUCGUACUCCGACACAAAUGCGUGGACAGAUGUCUCCGAGACAGUGUAUACUCUCUCAACUGCAGGCUGGGAAGGCUUCGCCCAACUACUGCCCAUCUACUUAGACCAUCUCAUUGUACCUACGCUUACCGAUGCUGGCUGCUACACUGAGGUACAUCACGUUGAUGGCAAAGGAGAAGAUGCAGGUGUGGUCUACUCCGAAAUGCAGGGGCGUCAAAACUUGCAGGGUGAUCUGAUGGAUCUCCAGAUGCGCCGCCUCCUCUAUCCUGAAGGCGACGGUUUCCGUAUGGAGACAGGUGGUCUGAUGGAGAAUCUACGAGUUUCCACCGCAGAGCGCAUCCGCCAAUUUCAUCGAGACAUGUAUCAACCCAAGAACAUACGACUUGUACUGAUCGGAGAGGUGGAUCAUUCAAAUCUCUUGGAGGUACUAGACAAGUUCGAGGAUCAGAUUGUUGAUCGCGUACCGGCUUACGAUGCGCCCUUCAAGCGGCCAUGGGUCGAGUCAAAGCAGACUCCGCCGCUGAGCAAGACUAUCGUCGACACAGUCGAGUUCCCAGAAGAGGACGAAUCAACGGGUGAGGUUCAGAUUGCCUUUCUGGGACCUAAAACCAUCGAUGACCUUGGAGAGACUGCCAUCAACACACUGCUCAACUACCUUGCUGGUUCAUCUGUUUCAGUCCUGGUCAACACGCUCGUCGAGAAAGAGCAUCUUGCGAGUAUGGUCUAUUUUUGGUGCAAAGGACAUACCGAUAUGAUCAUUUGGUGGACCCUAUCAUCCGUAGAGACAGAUAAGCUGGCAGAUGCCGAGAAACGUUUCUUCGAAGUCCUCAAAGAACACGCUUCCAAGCCGCUUGACAUGAGCUACCUCAAAGACUGUCUCCAUCGGUUCAAGCGCCAAACCCGAUACAUGUCUGAGAUUGGUAUGGAUGAGUACAAAGAUCCGAUCAUCAAAGACCACGUCUUUGGCGACCGGAAUGGAACUCACCUUGAAGAAGCGAUGGCCACUCUUGAUGUAUUCGAUACCUUGGAUAAAUGGACCGAGGAGGAAUGGCGAGCGUACCUGAACAAGUGGAUGGUAGAUGCUCACCAUGUUUCCAUUUUGGGUAAGCCCUCCAAGGCACUCUCAGACAAGAUCAAAGCAGAUGAGGUUGCACGCGUCAAGGCACAACAAGAAAAACUGGGCGAAGAGGGACUGGAGAACCUCGCACAGAAGCUCAAGGAAGCCCAAGAGGAAAACGACAAGCCCAUCCCAGAAGAGAUCAUCGCCGGUGUUCAGGUUCCAAGCACCGAAUCUAUCCACUUCUAUGAGACUACCACAGCACGCUCUGGAUUGGCGAAGAAGCUGGGCACCUCGGAGAAUAACAUUCAAACAAUUGUUGACAAGGACGAGAACGGUCUCCCGCUCUUCAUUCACUUUGAGCAUAUACCGACCUCUUUUGUGCAUUUCGGCUUAGCCCUUGGAACUGCAUCACUACCAACAGAACUCAAGCCUCUGCUCGGUGUAUAUCUGACCAACUUCUUCGCCACUCCUAUCGUGAAGGAUGGAAAGCGUAUUGAGUUCGAGGAGGUUAUCACUAAGCUUGAGCAGGAUACCAUUGAAUACUCCAUGGACCGUGGUACCGACAUCGGAAGCUCUGAGAUGAUCUACAUCCCUUUCAUCGCUGAAGCGGACAAGUUCGAGACGGUCGUUUUAUGGUUGAGGUCAAUGCUCGUCGACUCUGUGUUCGACACUGAGCGCAUCAUUUCUGCUGUCAAAAAGAUGCUUGCCGACGUGCCUGAGGAGAAGCGUGACGGUAAUUCCAUGAGCUUCGCAGUCGACCGCAUGAUCCACUACGAUGCUGCGUCAGCCGUUCGUGCGACUGGAACACUUGUGAAGGGCCUAUACCUCAAGCGCAUCCUGAAGCUGCUCAAGACGGAGCCUCAGCAGGUUCUCGACAAGCUCGAAGCCUUGCGUAAACACCUACUGACUUUCUCCAACAUGCGCAUCCUCGUUACCGCCAACCUCGAGACCCUGCCAAACCCGGUAUCCACCUUCAAACACCUCACCGAAGCCUUCAAACCCGGCCCAGAACCAACCGUGAACCCGAUCGACGACCGUAAUGCGCUCCUAUCGGAUAUCGGCCGCAAUCCGGGUGGCACACACUACAUCAUCCCCAUGCCCAUUGACUCCUCCUUCGCAUCAAUCCGCGGCACAGGUCUCGCAUACGGCAGCAACUUCUUCCGUGACCCCGAAACAGGACUGCUCAAAUUCCGCAUCUCCAAAUCCCCCAACGUGUUUGCCGCGUACAACAAAGCCAAGACGGUCAUCAAGGAGUAUGGCAAUGGCACGCAGGAGUUUGAGAAGCUGGCGCUGGAAGGUGCUAUCUCUAGUAUCGUGCGUGACUUUGUCGAUGAGCGCGCUACUGUUGUCGAUGCCGCUAGGAGCUCCUUUAUUGAUCUUGUUACGCGUGGUGUUGGCAAGGACUGGCAGGAUUGGGCACUUCGCGAGGUGCGCAAGGUGACUGAAGAAGAUGUCAAGAAGAUCUUGAACGAGGUUGUAGCUGGUGUGUUUGUGCCUGAGAAGACGGAUCUGGUCGUGACAUGUGGUGGUAUUAUGACUGACGGUCUCAAGAAAGACUUCGAAGACGCUGGCUUCAAGAUUGAGAUCAAGCAACUUGCCGACUUCCAAGACGCAUAUGGUCUGGAGGGCGAAGAGGAUGACGACGAUGACGAUGAUCUGUCAGGUAGCGACGACGGCGACGAUGAUUCUGAAACUGGGUCGGAAAUGGAGGAGUAG
Molecule: messenger RNA, 3045 nt
Organism: Alternaria atra
Lineage: Eukaryota; Fungi; Ascomycota; Dothideomycetes; Pleosporales; Pleosporaceae
Exons: 5
Coding region: 1-3045 (1014 amino acids)
Molecular function (GO): metal ion binding
Source: RefSeq, a predicted model, not a curated record